CCCAGAAUGUUAAAAAUGCAACCCAACAAACAUUGCCUCCUGUAGACAAAAGCCAUGGAGGGUAACAAGCCUACAACGGUGAUGUGUACGGUACUUGCUUUGGACCAUUCCAACCUCUUUUACAGAGCCUGCUCCGUCUGCGAGAGAACUCUUCCGGACACUCCUAAUUCUCUCUGCAGAUUCUGUGACAGCUUCAACCCCGCCUCUUCCUCCUCUUCCAAGCGUCUGUUUCGCCUCCUUGUUUCAAUUGCCACAGAUACCAAGGUGCUUAAUGUCAUCUGCUUUGAUAGGGCUGCUAGAGUCUUGUUUGGAUGCUCUGCUGAUGAGUUUUUUGACUUCGCCAAGAUUCACCCUUUUGCUGCCGCCAAUGCUGGAACAAUUCUAGAAGGGGAGAUGUUUAAGAUGACACUGUCAAAACCCAAGAAUGGUAAUGCACAACACUUGCGAGCAGUCUCAGUUUUGCCUUUGAGGACUGGUUUCCGGCCAGCAAUUGAGACCUUAAGGGAAUUGUAUGGAGUAAGAGCAAGUUCUUGAUUCUUCUCUUCAAUUCUUUCAUGUAUUUUUUAAUUGGCAUGAGUGUGUGUUUUGCUAGGAACCCUAUGUUAUUUCCUUACAGGCCAGAUGGUUUGAAGAUUUCUGUUGUCAUUCCUCUGUCUAUAGAAGUUGGGACAUCUAAUAUAAGCAUUGCAUUAUUUUAAUGGCACUAGAGGAUUGAAAAUCAAAAAAGAGAAAUUCUUCUGUUGUUA
Molecule: messenger RNA, 746 nt
Organism: Hevea brasiliensis (rubber tree)
Lineage: Eukaryota; Viridiplantae; Streptophyta; Magnoliopsida; Malpighiales; Euphorbiaceae
Exons: 3
Coding region: 55-534 (159 amino acids)
Source: RefSeq, a predicted model, not a curated record